AUAAAUAAUACAGAGAGAUCCCAUAGACCUAUUAUUGAGUUUUCCCCAAGUUUAGUUUCCUGCAAUAUUCUCACAUGUGGAUGUGUGUGACUAUCAUCAACCAAGAUACAGAACAGUUCCGUCACACGGGGCCCUCUUACAGCCACAGCCACUUCCCUUGCCUGUAUGAUUUUGCCCAGCCUUUUAGUUCCACCUUUUUCUGAGUCACUGUUUCAGAUGUAUCUCAAAGCAACACCCAAUGUACUUGGGGUUUGCUUUCUGAGCCAAUAUGAGUGUCCUUUCCUUGUAAGACCGUAUUUUUACCCUAUCUAUAAUUAUGAAAAAUGCAGAAACUAGUUGGUCCUGAACAUUUAUUGAGCUAGGCAUUUUACUAGCUAUUUUACUUAUCUGUAGGUUAUUUCUCAUUAUCUCAAACUAUUUCUCUUAUCUGAGAAGGGAAACGUACAAUGGUGUCUUAAACGCCUUGAGAUCCCGGGUCAGGUAAGUGAUAGAAAGGGGCUUUGGAUCGACCUUCCCUUACUAUCUCCAUACUCAUGAGAAGGCCUGUUUUCUCCCCUAGAAAGGUGGUACAGCGUCUCUUCCCAGCCAGAACACCUGCCAUUCUGAACAUGAGGAGGAUCAGAGACAUGCUUUUGAAUACCACAGAAGCAGAGACAUCUCCAGACCAAGAAAAUCAUUUGACUCCCGAGGACACAGAUUUGGUGCCACAGAGGCUGCUGGACAACCAGGCAGAGCAAGAAUACGAGGCUGGUAUUGGUUUGCAAAGGGACCAGGAUGACACUUUUCUGUGUGAAGACGUGGAGCUACAAGAUGAUCUGUCCCCCGAAGAAAAAAUAUUUUUGAGAGAAUUUCCCAGAAUGAGAGAAGAUCUAAAAGGGAGCAUUGAUCAGCUCCGUGCCCUCGCAGAGGAUAUUGACAAAACCCACAAGAAAUUCACCAAGACUAAGUUGGUGGCCAACUCCACUGCUGUCGUCUCUGGGGUGGUGAGCCUCCUGGGUUUAGCCCUUGCCCCAGUGACAGGAGGAGGAAGCCUGCUACUCUCCACCGCUGGUCAAGGUUUGGGGGCAGCAGCUAUGGUCACCAGCAUUGUGAGCGAUAAGCUGGAGCACUCCCAAAAUCAGAAAGCCCAAGCUCAGGCUGAAGACAUACUGCCCACCCAUGACCAGGAGGACAGGGAAGCUGAGGAAGAGAGGACAGACUAUGUCAGGGCCACUGUAAAGAUUAUCGCUAAUGUUGUCAACACCGUGAGGAACACCAGAAAAAACGUCCGUGCAUUUCAGAAAGUCAGAGCCAACCCACGCUUGGCCAAUGCCGCCAAGCGUCUUCUGACCACUGGCAGAGCCUUUUCCCGGAGCACCGAACAGGCGCAAAAGGUCUUUGCAGGGACAACGCUGGCAAUGACCAAAAGUGCUCGCAUGCUGAGAGGUACGGUAGCCGCCUUCUCCCUUGGCUUUGACUUGGCCGCUUUCUCAAAAGAAUGGAAGCACCUGAAGGAAGGAGCCAGGACAAAGUUCGCGGAAGAGUUGAGAGCCAAGGCCUCGGAGCUGGAGAGGGACCUCACAGAACUCACCCAGUGCUACCAGAACUUGCAGCAGAAAGUGAGGUGACCUAGAAGCUCCCUUCCUGGCUUCCAGUCUUCUUAUCAUCACUUCAAGUUGUCCCGCCUUUCCAAACUCAACCAAUGUACUUCUUACAUAUAUUGAUUGAUGCCUUAUGUCUCCCUAAAAUGUAUAAAACCAAACUAUGCCCCGACCACCUUGGCCACAUGUCAUCAGGACUUCCUGACGCAGUGUCACAGGUGUGUCCUCAACCUUGGCAAAAUAAACUUUCUAAAUUAAUUGACACCUGUCUCGUAUUUUCUGGGAUCGCAUUUUGGAAACCAUGAAUGGAUUCUGAGUGGAGAUGCCCCUGACCCUUGACAAAUCUAUCAGUGCUUGGUGCCAGCAUGAGCUAACUUUAUGGCUCAAACCAAUAGGACAAUUUGUUGAAGUCUGAGAGGAUUCCCUCCAGAAAAUCCCUGAUUUCUUAAAAUCUGGUAGAGAUCUAAAGUUUAUUUUGCUGUGCGACUCCUCUUUUUUUGGAGUUUUACUUGCUCCCAACAAGGAAGGCAAGUUUUCCUGCUUUCAUGAUGAUGGAAGACAGGUGAUUUUAAUGGAGUUUGAACUCGCUUCCAGUGGGUUUUUUUUUUUUUUUCUUCCGGCUUCUAGGAUGGUGGAGGGCAGUCUACAGCCUGAGACCCAUCACUUUCGGACCCUAGACCCAAACUAGGUAAGAAACUGUUUUGGGAUUCUGUCUUGCAAAUUCUUUUUAAAUGACUAAAUUUAGCAUUUAACAACCAGCUGGUGUUCAUUUCUGCUUACACUUAGAGCACUCAGAAAUUGUAUACUUUGUGUGAUCCUUGUUAGUUUUGCUUAACUGUUUUGUUGUUUGCUUCUGUCUUGGUCAAAUCCAAAGGGGAACCCUAAAUUAUGGGGAACGAGACCUCUGAAGUGGGAGGAAAACAGCCGGCUUAAAAAAAAAAAAAGAAAAUAUUUUUAAUUUUAAUUACUAUAGGGGUUCUAUUUGCAUAACAAGGCCACCUUUUGGAGCCAGACCAAACUGAAAGACCAGUGGCUGAAAGAGCAAAUGCUGAAAUGGCAACAUUUUGUCCUAGCUGAGAUACGGUAAUAAGAUUUUUUACAAAGUUUUUUAAGGAGCUCAAUGGUGAAAAGUCUGCUUAAUUAAAGCUCUAACAUCCAAGACGUGUGUGCGCAUGUUUGUGUUUGAAAAGCCUGCACGUUUUUGUUUUUUGUUUGUUUUUCUCUUCUAAGACCUUGUCUUUUUUUUUUUGUAGCAAGUUUUUUUUUCCUUUACUUCUCAGUUGACUGAAUUGUGUUUUCACCAGAUUUUCUGACUAACACAGUUAUUGCAACAGAGGUUACUCUUGGGUUAAGGAAGAAUGUAGUUUAAUUUUACGUUUAAUUUGGCUCAAAGAAAAACAAAAGCAUCCCCCUCUACCACCACCAGACUUUUUCUUUCUGAACCUUAUAAUGUAAAUUUGGCUAUUUGAUUUUCACCUGGGUUGUUUCCUUUAAUGUGCAAAUUUAAGGCUAUUUAGCUGACACCUGCCUAAUGUUGUAAAACAGGUUAUCAAGAAUCUGGAAGUCUAAGAUAGGGAAAAAAGGGGAGGGGCUUUAUACAUAAAUGCACUUUCUUGGCAUGCCUAAUAUGUCCUUAUAUGUAUCUAUGUGUUGUGUACACAAUAUUUUAGUACUAAAAAUACAUGAAAGAGCUCUAAUUGGCUUAAAGAAAAAUAAACAUGCUUAAAUCAGUUAGAAAAGAUUAGUCAAAUGCUUUUCAAGUUUCUGUAACUUAAGUGAAAUCUUUAAUAAAUAAACUAGCUUUAAAAUUAUUGGUAAAGUAA
Molecule: messenger RNA, 3403 nt
Organism: Sapajus apella (tufted capuchin)
Lineage: Eukaryota; Metazoa; Chordata; Mammalia; Primates; Cebidae
Product: apolipoprotein L6-like
Exons: 4
Coding region: 534-1607 (357 amino acids)
Biological process (GO): lipid transport; lipoprotein metabolic process
Cellular component (GO): extracellular region; membrane
Molecular function (GO): lipid binding
Source: RefSeq, a predicted model, not a curated record